AAGCACAUAAAUAUUGUUGUUCAGGAGCGCGGCACAGACGCGCGGGUGAAAUGGGACGUGCACACUCAGAGUGCUAGAAAGACGAUGGCCGCCUUCGCAAAGACAGUCUUUAUUGUGGCGUUUAGCGCUAGUCUGCUGACCGCGCAGGCCGCGCCGCCCACGAUAUGGGACCUGUUCAGGCGACCGCCGCCCGCGGGGCCCCCCAACGUGCCGCCCGCGGGGCCCCCCAACACGCCGCCGGGCCUGCCCCCGCCGCCCCCGCCCGACCCCCCGGCGCCCCCGGUUAUCCCGCCAUACUCUACCACCACCACUACUGCUGCGCCGACAACAACCACGCCCGUUCCUACGACAACAACUUCGACUUCCACUACAGCAACAACAACGCCUGUCUCUACGACAACAACCACGCCAGUUACGUCAACAACAACGCCGGCUCCAACAACAACUACGCCAGUCCCCACAACAACCACAACAACACCGACUCCCACUACAGCAACAACGCCAACUCCUGCGACAACAACAACGCCAGUUACGUCAACAACAACAACGCCAGUUACGUCAACAACAACAACGCCAGUUACGUCAACAACAACAACGAAAGCUCCAACAACAACAACAACGCCGGUUUCUACGACAUCAACAACAACUACUAGUACUACUCCUGCUCCGACAACAAGUACCACGACUCCUGCUCCAAAACCAACAACGACUACGCCCGUCCCUGCAACCACUACACCUGUCCCUACAACCACCCGCACCACGUCCAGCCCCGUCACCCUGCCUAGAAGGUACCCGCCUAGAAGGUACCCACCCUACGUGCCGCCCUACGUCCUCCCGCCUGUCUACCUCCCCCGCCCGCCUCCCGCAGCCGCCGCCACCGCCUACGCCGGUCCCGGAAGAGCGCGCGCCUACGCCGCCGCCAACAACAUGUUGGCGUGGAUACCCGCGUACUUUAACUUGAAAUAAAUGUUGCGAGAAAUUUUUUGG
Messenger RNA from Ostrinia furnacalis (Asian corn borer), 987 nucleotides. RefSeq names its product cell wall protein DAN4-like. Bases 85 to 966 code for a protein of 293 amino acids. The record is from RefSeq and is a predicted model, not a curated record. The transcript is spliced from 4 exons. NCBI's taxonomy places the organism in Eukaryota, Metazoa, Arthropoda, Insecta, Lepidoptera, Crambidae.